Orcinus orca (killer whale) is the source of this 25752-nucleotide messenger RNA. RefSeq names its product CGRP receptor component (gene CRCP). Bases 729 to 1319 code for a protein of 196 amino acids. Gene Ontology annotation, cellular component: RNA polymerase III complex. The transcript has 5 exons. The record is from RefSeq and is a predicted model, not a curated record. Gene Ontology annotation, molecular function: nucleotide binding. Lineage: Eukaryota; Metazoa; Chordata; Mammalia; Artiodactyla; Delphinidae. Gene Ontology annotation, biological process: transcription initiation at RNA polymerase III promoter.
CACAUCGAUCUUUCUUCAAGCAUCUGAUAAUUCCCUUUCGACAAAUUCCUAGAAAGGCUGGAAGGUCACAGACUGUCAUUCAAGCUCUUUGUACUUUCCUGCCAAAUAGCUCUGAAGAAUGGGAAAUGGGAGAAGGGAGGCGGAGAUUUUUUCCCCCCACUUUUUAGAACGUUUUAUUCAAUUAUAACACACAUAGAGAAAAAUGCACAUAAGCGUGCGGCUCACUGACUUUUCAGAAACAGAACGCACCGCGUACCCAGCACCCAGGUCCUGAAAUAGAGCAUUUCCAGCGGCCCCGGGCCGUCUCACCCCUUGCCAUUGUUACUAUUCCCGGGUUUUGUUUUGUUUUUUUGCGGUACGCGGGCCUCUCACUGUUGUGGCCUCUCCCGUUGCGGAGCACAGGCUCCGGACGCGCAGGCUCAGCGGCCAUGGCUCACGGGCCCAGCCGCUCCGCGGCAUGUGGGAUCCUCCCGGACCGGGGCACGAACCCGGGUUCCCUGCAUCGGCAGGCGGACUCUCAACCACUGCGCUACCAGGGAAGCCCCCGGGGUGGGAUUUUAAUGCCGCAAAGGCCUACUAAUCCGAUUACGUCUUUAGAAAUUUACUUUAUUCAUACUACUUAGAUAUAAUUUAGACCACGAAAACGUGAGCUAAAUCCUGUCUGCAAACGCUUAACAGUCUGAAGUCGAGCUGGGCGUAGAGGACAGGGCUCGGACGGCUAGAGGGGCAUGCAGGGCUCGCGGCCCCGCCGGGUCCUCCAGGCUCCCGGUGUGCAGCGCGGCGAUCCCGGCGUGCACCGCGGCGCGCGGAGCCGGCCCCAGGGAGCUCGGCGUGGACGCCCCGUGCGGCGGCGGGGCUGUGUGGAGUUUCCCGGGUGCUGUCGGCCGGAGGCGAAGAGGCGGGGUCGACAUGGAAGUGUGUUCCAGUUACUAACUGAUAUGAAAGAGCAGCGUAAAGAAAGUGGAAAGAAUAAACACAGUUCCGGGCAACAGAACUUGAAUACUAUCACGUAUGAAACAUUAAAAUACAUAUCAAAAACACCAUGCAGGCACCAGAGUCCUGAGAUUGUGAGAGAAUUUCUCACAGCAGUGAAAAGCCACAAGUUAACCAAAGCUGAAAAGCUUCAGCUGUUGAAUCACAGGCCAGUGACUGCUGUUGAGAUCCAGCUGAUGGUGGAGGAGAGUGAAGAACGGCUGACAGAGGAGCAGAUAGAAGCUCUGCUCCACACCGUCACAAGCAUCCUCCCUGCGGGGCCAGAGGCUGAGCAGAAGCAAAAUACCAACGAUGACGUGACAAUGGACGAAGAGGACCCAGCAUAGAAGAGCACAACUGGCCCAAGUGUCUCGUGAAGUUGAAAGGCCCAGCAGCCAUUUCCCAGACAUUCAGAGGAUUAUUUAUUUGGUUUUACCUUCUAUCCCAACAGGCCUGAUUUCCUGGUUAGUUGGGUAAACCACAAACAUAAGCCUUUCUCAAAAACAAGCUAAAAAGAAAUCCUUGUGCCUCUGAAAGAAGAAACAUGGUGGAUAGGCUGAGGUUGUCAGGGCAGAGAGCUAAAGAGAGGAAGAGUGAGUCCAAGAGGACAAUACUGUGGAACUCUCUGUGGUAAAAAUAUUUCUUCUGUGGCCUUUGCCAUGGUUGUGGGAAGGUCCCUGUACACAGCUGGUAAAAUACUUGCACUGGCUUUGAUGGGCCAUAUCCUAAUUAAUUUCAUCUGCUUCCCCAGGAGCUUCCCAAGCAGGCAUGCAGAGCACUGCUAGGAUGAGAGCUGAGUUACGAGAAUCCUGUUAGAUGGCUAAAAACUCCCGAAGCAGCAAAUAGUUGCUCUAAGUUAAAAUGAGCCACUGAACUGGGCUCACCUUAGAGGAAUCUUUUCCUUGAGAACAGCAGAGAUAAGAGAACGCCUGGACAACUCUUCAUUAGGUCUAAAGGCCCCUUUCCUCUGCUGGCCUGGGCUUUGUUUACAGCUCACUAAUUAGUCUUAAAUGGUAGGGCACCAGCUCACUCCAGUUGAAAAGAGGCACUCCAGACUGAAUGACCGUGUCACCUGCCUUUCUGAAUACCUUCAGUUUCCUGUCCUGUGACAGGCUCUGCCUGUUGAAGCCAGGUGAGCUUCAUUUGCACAAUGGGCAAAUUGUUUGCAUCUUUUAAAAAGGGCAAUUCCCUGGGGUUCCAGUGGUUAGGACUCUGCACUUUCGCUGCUGAGGGCAUGGGUUCAAUCCCUGGUCGAGGAACUAAGAUCCCACAAGGUGCAAAUUGUGGCUCGAAACAAAAAAAAAACCCAAAAUGAAGAGGGUACAGUUAUGUAGCUCUUUUUGUGGAUGGAAUAUGAAGAGCUAGAGGUUAAUUAAUAAGAAUUUGAAUUUGUUGACUGUUGCAUCAGUUUUUGAAUUUAAAAUAUUAGAAUAAUUACCAUGUGAAGAACUUGUUAAUAUUCAGGCUUUGGAGAGUUUAGUAGCCCCAGACAUGUAGUUGCCUUAGAUCCUAGGAAUAUUGUUAAAAAUUAAUUUCCCAUAUUCACUCUGCUCCCUAUUUGGGGAAGAAAAUGCCCAUAGACAUUAAUUUUUCAAAUUGGUACUCAUGUUGUAAGAUCACAUUUUCAGUGCUUCUGUUAAUUGGAUUACUUCCCACCCCUUGGAAUUCCCAGGUUAUUUCAGCCUCCCCACCACCCCUGCCAAUAGGCAGUUAUGUUCAUCUUAACCUUAUCAUCUAAAGAUCAGUUGAGAUCUGCUUACAGGCAACAUUGAAAUUAACAGGGCAUUUAUUUUUUAUUUUAUAUUUUUUAAAUUAAUUUUUAUUGGAGUAUGUUUGCUUUACAAUGUUGUGUUAGCCUCCACUGCACAACAAAAUGAAUCAGCCAUACACGUACAGGGCAUUUAUAUUUUUAUUUUUCAUUGCAGAAAGAAUUCAGUGAGAGACAAAGUGAUAGGUAAGAAGUGGAUUUAUUUAGAGAGAAACACACUCCACAGACAGAGUAUGGGUCAUCUCAGAAGGUGAUAAAGGCCCAGGGCAUUUAUUUUUAAAUCUGUCUUUUGAGUAUCAGGAAUUUUACCAGGAGCUGUUGAUUUGUCAAGGCGUGCAUGUGCUUGUAUUAUUUUUGUUGCAUUUUGACCUUGAGUGUGUUAGGUGCUUUUUCUUCAUGGAUUUAGGGCUUAAUUAGUUAAUAAUAAAUUGUUUGCAGGUGACUGCCAACUUGUGCUAUUUUUAUAAAUCUUUGAAGAGUUUGUUUCGCCAUGGAUAGGAAGAAAUGAAAUGAAAUCUGACUUAAAAGCUAACAUAUAUAUGUAUUUUUUUAAUUUUAAUUUUUUUCUUAAGUUGAAUCUAUUUAGAUCUAAAUUUUGUGUUGGAUUUCAAGAAAAUUUUAAGUUUCUUUAUUUGGGACCUGAAUUUAGCCUCUGAUUAAGUUUCUGAUUAAGUCAGACAGGCUCUAGGAGACUUAACCUUUAUAAGAAAUAUGGUCUUUGUAAUAUUCCCAUAGCAUUAGUAAUCAACAUUUCAGAAAUAAAAGGUUGUAAUUUAUACAGAAACUUAACCAGGAUCAUAUCUGGAAAGGAGAGCUGGGAGUCUAUGAGACUUGCUUUUCAUUUUAUGUCCUUCUGUAUGGCUUCAGUUUUUGACCAGGUGACUGUUUUAUUCUUUAAAAAGAAAAAAAAAAUCUGGUUAUUUCCAUGUUGUCCUUGGCCUCUGCAAAAGUUAUUAAAUGUAUAGUGGAUAGUUAAGUUAUGUCCCAAACAUGGAGACUGACACCCAGUCCAGUCACUCUGGGAGACGCAGCACUGAGGGGAUUGAUCUUUCAAGAAGGUACUGCUGAACUCUUAAAAGAUGAAGUUGACUCUCAGAGGUUUAUCCAAAUAAUUUCCUUGCCUCUUUUUGCUUAAAAGUUACUGUAUGACCACUACCACCUCAGAGGACUUGCCACUUAUUCAAGGCUUGUUCAUAAAAUAAUGGGUACUGUUUUCCUAAUCAGUCAUUGUGUAAGCAUACCAGCUCUCAAGAGCUUAUACCCUAAUGAGAGAUGAGAGGAUCAAUCCUCCCGUAUAUUCUUUGCUAAAUCAUUUUCUCCCCUGAAAUCAAUUUAUUACUGCUUGUGUAAAUGGAUCAUUUCUCAGUAAACUAUAAAACAGACCACAUACCCUGAAAAGGAUCGUCAAUCUUAUUUAAUUACACAAUGAACUAAGGGGAUAAAAGGAAGCAAAACUGCCCAGAACUGGCCAGAAAUCCUUUUACAUAUUUUAAAAAUAGAGGUAUAAUUCACAGGGACUUCCUUGGCAGUCCAGUGGAAGCUGCACUUAGCCUUCCAAUGCGGGGGGGUGUGGGUUUGUUCCCUGGUCAGGGAGCUGGGGUCCCACGUGCCUCGUGGCCAAGGGGCCAAAACAUAAAACAGAAGCAAUGUUGUAACAAGUUUAAUAAAGACUUAUAAAAGAGAAAAAUGUUCCACAUCAAAAAAAUCUUUAAAAAAAAGAUAUAAUUCAUUUACCAUAAAAUUUAUCAUUUUAAAAUAUACCACUCAGUGGUUUUGAGUAUAAUCACAAGAUUAUACAAUCAUCACUACUACCUAAUUCCAGAAUGGUUUCAUCACCCCUAAAAGAAGCCCCAUAUCCGUUAGCAGUCAUUCCCAAUUACUCAUAGUCCCUGGCAACCAGUAAUCUACUUUCUACUUUCUGUCUGUCUGUAUUUGCCUAUUUUGGACAUUUCAUGUAAAUUGAAUCAUACAGUAUAUGGCCUCUUGUAUAUGACUUCUUUCAUUUAGCAUAAUUUUUUCAAGGCUCAAAUGUGUUGUACCAUUCCUUUUUAUGGCUGAAUAAUACUUCAUUGAAUGGAUAUACCACAUUUUGUUUAUCAGUUCAUCAGUUGAUAGACAUUUGGGUUGUGUCUACUCUUUGGCUGUUAUGAAUAUGCUGCUGUGAACAUUCAUAUAUAAAUCUUCUGUGACUGUUUGCCUUUCUUGAAUAUACGUACCUAGGAGUGGAAUUGUUGGGUCGUAUGGAAACUCUGUGUUUAACUUUUUUUUUUUUAAUUAAAUUUUUGGCCAUGCCUUGUGGCAUGCGGAAUCUUAGUUCCCCAACCAGGGUUCAAACACAUGCCCCCUGCAGUGGAAGCACAGAAUCUUAACCACUGGACCACCAGGGAAGUCCCUGUGUUUAACUUUUUGAUGAACUACCAAACUGUUUUCCAUAGUACAUGUACCAUUUCAUGUUUCCACCAACAACCCAAGAUGGAAUCCAGGGAAUUCCCUGGCGGUCCAGUGGUUAGGACUCGGCGCUUUCACUGCCAUGGCCAGGGUUCAAUCCCUGGUCAGGGAACUAAGGUCCCACAAGCCGUGAAGCAUGGCCAAAAAUGAUGGAAUCCAAUCUUUUGCUUGUUAUUGUCUCUCGUUGAUUAUAGCCAGCCUAGUGUUUGUGAAGUGCUAUCUCGUGGUUUUUAUUUGUAUUUCCCUAGUAGCUCCUAAGGUUGAGCAUCUUUUCAUGUGCUUAUUGGCCACUUGUAUAUCUUAUUUGGAAAGAUGCCUAUUGAAAUGCUUUGCACCUUAAAAAAUUAAUAGAUUUUGUUUUUUCAAGGAGUUUUAUGUUUACAGAGAAAUUGAGCAGAAAGUACAGAGAGUUCCUGUAUAGUCCCUUGUCCCCACCCCUCCCAACACACAGUUUCCCCUAUUAACAUCUUGCAUUAGUGUGGUGCAUUUGUUACAGUUGAUGAGCCAGUAUUGGUACAUCGUUACUAAAAGUCCAUAGUUUACAUUAGGUUCAUUCUUUGUGAACCUAAUGUAAGUGCAGAAAGUGCAGUAAUGCAUACCUAGAAUGGGUUUUGACAAAUAUGUAAUAUAUAUAUAAUGUUAUAUGUGACAUCAUUACAGUGUCAUCAGAAUACUUUCAAUGCCCUAAAAAUACCGUAUGUUCCACCUAUUCAUCCCUCCCUCCCUUCCUCUAAAUUGUUGGCAACCACUGAUCUUUUCACUGUCUUCAUAGUUUUGCCUUUUUCAGAAUGUCGUAUAGUUGGAAUCAUACAGUAUGUAACCUUUUCAGGUUGGAUUUUUCACUUAGGUUACUCCAUGUCGUUUCAUAGCAUAACAGUUCAUUUCUUUUUAGUAUUGAAUAAUAUUCCAUUGUCUGCAUCUACCAGAUUGUUUAUCCAUUCACCUGUUGAAGGAAAUCUUGGUUACCGUCAAGUUUUGGCAAUUAUCAAAAAUAGCUGCUAUAAACAUUUGUGUGCAGGUUUAUGUGGACAGAAGUUUUUAACUCAUUUGUGUAAAUACCAAGGAGUGUGAUAGUUGGAUCAUAUGGUAAGAGUACGUUUAGCUUUAUAAGAAACUGCCAAAUUGUCUUCCAAAGUGGCUGCACCAGUUUGCAUCACCACCAGCAUGAAUGAGAGUUUCUUUUGUUCCACAUCCUCACCAGAAUUUGGUGGUGUCAGUGUUUUGGAUUUUGGUCACUCUAAUAGGUGUGCGAUAUUAUCACAUUGUUGUUUUAAUUUGCAGUUCCCUAAAGACAUAUGUUCAGCAUCUUUUCAUAUGUUUAGCAUCUUUUCAUAUGUUUAUCUGCCAUCUCUCUGUCUUUUUUGAUGAAGUGUCCCGAUCUCUUGCUCAUUUUUUCGUUAGGUUUUUGAAAUUUAAGAGGUUUUUAAAAUAUAUUUUGGAAACUAGUUCUUUAUCAAAUAUUGUGUUUUACAAAUAUUUUUCUCCCAGUCUCUGUGGCUUCUCUUUUCAUUCUCUUAACAGUAUCUUUCACAGGGCAGAAGUUUUAAUUUUAAUGAAGUCCAUCCUAUCCAUUUUUUCUUUCAUGGUUCAUGGGUUUUUUGUUUGUUUUUUUUUUUUGGCCUCACUGCGUGGCAUGUGGGAUCUUAGUUCUCUGACCAAGGAUCAAACCUGCUCCCCUUGCACUGGAAGCACAGAGUCCUAACCACUGGACCGCCAGGGAAUUCCCUCAUGGAUCAUGCUUUUGAUAUUGUACCUAAAAUGUCAUCAUGAAGCCCAAGGUCACCUAGAUUUUCUUCUGUGUUAUCUUUUGGAGUUUUAUAGUUUUGCAUUUUACAUUUAAGUCUAUGAUCCAUUUUGAGUUAAUUUUUGUAAAAAGUCUAAGACCUUUGUCUACAUUCUUUUUUUCGGGGCGGGGGGAGGGUGCUGUGCCUCAUGGCAUGUGGGAUCUUAGUUCCUCUACCAGGGAUCAAACCUGCUCUCCCUGCAGUGGUUGCGUGGAGUCUUAACCACUGGACUGCCAGGGAAGUCGCUACAUUCAUUUUUGCAUGUGAAUAUUCAGUUGCUCCAGCACCAUUUGUGGAAAAGACUAUCCUUUCUCCAUUCAGUUGCUUUUGUUCCUUUGGCAAAGAUCAGUUGAUUUUCUUUGUGUGGGUCUGUUUCUAGGCUCUAUUUUGUUCUAUUGGUCUGUUUUCUAUUCUUUCACCAGUGUCACAUUGCCUUGAUUAUUGUAGCUUUGUAUUAAAUCUUAAAGUCAUGUAGCAUCAGACUCCUAGCUUUGUUCUUCUCCUUUGCCCAUUUUUAAUUGGGUUGUUUGUCUUUAUUGUUGAAUUGUAAGAUUUCUUUAUAUAAUCUAGAUACUAGGCCCUUGACAGAUAUAUGAUAUACAGCUAUUUUCUCCCAUUUUGGGGUUGUCUUUUCACUUUCUUUAUGGUGUCCUUUGGAGCACCUAAGUUUUUAAUUUAGAUAAAAUCCAGUAUAUCUCUUUUUGGUUGUUUUUGCUUCUAAUUUUGGCCUCAUAUCUAAGAAUCCAUUGCCUAAACCAAUGUCAUAAAUAUUUGCUACUGUGUAACUUCUAAAACUUUUAUACAUUUAGGCCUUCAAUCCAUUUGAGGUUAUUUUUGUAUAUGGUGUGAGGAGGGAGUCCAGCUUCAUUCUUCUGCACAUCCAUUUAUCCUAGCACCAUUUGUUGAAACCUGUCCCUGUUCCCCGCCGCCCCCCCCCCCAAAGUAUUCUCUCCCUGAAAAGAAAGUGACUAAGUUUCAUCGGUCGGUUCCUGUGGACUACUGAGUUAUCUGUCGUUUUAGGCCCUUAUUAAAUGUUAUGUAAUCCACAGCAGCCUCUAGCCCCCUUUAGACUUCACUCUACUGUUUAGAACAGGGAUCAGCAAGCUUCAUCUGUAAAGGGCCAGAUAGUAUUUUAGCCUUUGCAGGUCAUAAAUUACCAUCACAACUACAUAAUUCUGCUGUUACAGCAUGAAAGCAGCCAUGGACAAUAUAUAGAUGAGUGGGACUGUGUUCCAGUACAACUACUUACAGAAUUGGGCAGUAAUCUGUAAUUUGCUGAUCCUUGUUUAGAUGGUUCCAGAGUGGGGAGGAGAAGGUUCCCUCUCCACCGAUAAUCUUCCUCAUGAGGUCCUCAUUGUGUUCUGUAGGACAUCUGCACUCUUCCCAUGGAUGCUUCAAGAGCUGGCAUGCUGAAUCCUGGUGUAGAUUCUACCCACUAGCAUGAUGCAGAAGUCUUAAAGUGUGUUUAGUCUUGACUGUCUUACCUGCCACACACUAUGGGGCUGGCUUGAGGAUUCUGUGUUCAGUCACAUAAGCUAUAAUUUUAGGUUCAACAAAGGUUUGUUGAGCACAUAGUAUGUGCCAGGUUCGGUGCUAUAUCCUUGGGCCAUAGAGUCAAACCUCAAGUUGCAUAUGGCUUGCAAGAUAAGACAGGUUAAUUAAUGCUUCCACUGUUUUCUCUUGAUCCAUUGUGUACCCUGUCUGUACUUAAUAUACCUAAAAUAGUCUUUCUUUACAUCAUACCCUCAGCUCAAAAACUGAAAGUCUUCCUAUGACAUUGAGAAUAAAAAAUCUAUAUGACAUGAGCAAAAUGGAGAGCUAGGAAGCUCCAACCUCUUGUUCCACAACAGAGACAUUAAAAACAACCAAAAGCUAGCUAAAGUGAGCUUGUGCGAGCUCUGGAAAACAGUCAGAGGCCUACAGUAACCAAGAAUGGCCAAUCAAGAAAAAACUACAUUCAAAAUGGUAGAAAAUUUUGUGGAAUUUUUGGUCACCCUUGUCCCCUCACCUCUGGGCAAUCUUGCUCUGGAGGAGGCAGAAGCCAGUUUCUCAGUUCCCUCCUUCAAACUGAAGGGAGCAGAGCAAACCUUAUUUGCAGUAUUCUAACUUGUCUGGGAGCUGCCUGAAGAACUAGUUUCUGUUUCCCCUAAUUGGAUCUCUGCAGGGGAACUCAAUAGAAAGUGACAAUAAUUGCUUAUAAAAUCAGUAGAAUUAGACUCACAAGACACCUAAGACAAGACAUUGUGGGUGGAGACAUACAAUAGACUAUCCAGGGCCCCAAGGAGAAAUGAGUAAGACUCUGUGUAAGACAUAUAAAAGCAAUUUGUAUAGAGAGAAAUCACAAAAGGUACACAGAUCCAGGUGAGAUGUAUGCUAAGAACACAUCUGAAGACUUAGCUUUCUACUUUGGCUGAUCCUAAGGCUCACAACAUAUCCUAAUCAGUAAACGAUUUUGCUGGCAUAGACCCAGUUUGCCAAGGCUAGGAGAGGUGGUUGUUUUUUCAAAUGCCCAAUUUUCAACAACAAAAAAAUUGCAAGGAACAGGAUAGCCUGGCCUAUUCAAAGGAAGAAAAUGAAGUGCAGGAACCUUCCCUGAAGAAACAUAGGUAUCAGACUUACUAAAUAAAGACUUUAAAAUAAAGUCUUACUAAAUAAAGACUUUAAGCUUGUCUGAAAUAAGCUUAAAGAGUUAAAGGAAGACAUACAAAGAACUAUAGGAAAUCAGGAAAAUGAUAUAUGAAUAAAAUGAGAAUAGUAACAAAUUAUAAAAAGGAAACAUUCUGGAGCUGAAAAAUACAAUAACUUAAUUGAAAAUUUCACUGAGGGUUCAACAACAGAUUUGAGAAGGCAGAAGAAAGAAUCAGCACAGGAGCAAAAAAGGAAAACAAACAGAUCCUUAGGGACUUAACAGCACAUCAACAAGAGGACCAAUAUAUGUAUAUGCAAGUACCAGAAGAAGAGAGAAAGAGGAAGAGAUUAUUUGAAGAAAUAUUGGCCAAAAACCACCCAAAUUUGUGAAGACAUGCAUCUACAAAUCAAAGAAGUUUAAAAUCCAAGUAGGAUAAAUCCAGAAAGACCCACACCAAGACACAUUGUAAUCAAACUAUAGAAAAAUAAGGACAAUGUUGAAAGCAGCAAGAGAAAGGUGACUCGUCACGUGCAAGGGAUCAUCAAUAAGAUUACCAGUUAAUUUCUCAGCAAAAACUUUGGAGGCAAGAAGGGAACAUGAUGAUGUAUUUAAAGUGCUGAAAGAAAAACAAAAAGACUUUGAACUGAGAAUUCUAUACCUGGCAAAACUAUCCCUCAAAAAUGAGAGAGAAUCACCUCACACCCAUUAGAAUAGCUACUAUAAAACAAAACAAAAUAACAAGUGUUGGGGAGGAUGUAGAGAUUGGAACCCUUAUGUACUGUUGAUGGUAAUGUAAAAUGGUGUAACAUACAGAAAACAGUAUAGCAGGACCUCAAAAAAAUAAGCAUAGAAUUAUUGUAUAAUCCAGCAAUUCCACUUCUGGGUAUAUACCCAAAGAAUUGAAAGCAGGAUCUAAAAGACUUAUUUGUACACCCAUGUUCAUAGGAGCAUUAUUCUCACUAUCCAAAAGGUGGCAGCAAAAUGAAGUGUCCAUUGACAGAUUAAUGGAUAAACAAAAUGUGAUCUAUACAUAUACCGGAAUAUAAUUCAGCCAUUAAGGAAAACCUGACACAUGCUACAGCAUGGAUGAAACUUGGGGAUAUUAUGCUAAGUGAAAUAAACCAGUCACAAAAGGACAGAUACUUUAUGGUUCCACUUAUAUGAGAUAUAGUCAAAAUCAUAAACACAAACAUAGAAUGGUGGUUUCCAUGGACCAGGGGGAGGAGAUAAUCGGUUGUUGUUUAAUGGUUAUAGAUUUCAGUUUUGCUUGCAAGUUGAAAAGAGUUCUGGAAAUUCAUUGCACAACAAUGUAAAUGUAUUUAGCGCUAAUGAACUGUACACUUAAAAAUGGUUGAGAUAGUAAAUUUUGUACUUUUCCACACACAAAAAAUACUUGUUUUAAAUAAUUUUAUUUAUAUUUGGCUGUGUUGGCUCUUCAUUGCUGCACACGGGCUUUCUCUAGUUGCAGUGAGCAGGGUCUACUCUUCGUUGUGGUGCAAGUGCUUCUCAUUGCAGUGGUUUCUCUUGUUGCAGAGCAUGGGCUCUAGGUGUGUGGGCUUCAGUAGUUGUGGCACACAGGCUCAGUACUUGUGGCUUGCGGGCUCUAGGGUGCAGGCUCAGUAGUUGUGGUGCACGGGCUUAGUUGCUCCACGGCGUGUGGGAUCUUCCUGGACCAGGGAUCAAACCCUUGUCCUCUGCAGUGGCAGGCGGAUUCUUAACCACUGCGCCACCUGGGAAGUCCAAAAAAAUACUUUUAUUGAGGGAGAAAUUAUGAGUUUCCUAGGUGAACAAAAGCUGAGGGCGUUCAUUACCACUAGACCUGCCUUAAAAGAAAUGCUCAAGGGAGUCCUUCAGGUUGAAAUGAAAGGACUCUGAAUAGUAACUCGAAGUCAUGUGAAGAUAUAAAGAUCUUCAGUAAAGGUAAAUACAUGGACAGAUAUAAAAACCAGUAUUAUAAUUUUUUUCAUAACUUCAUUUUUUAUUCUUUCACAGGAUUUAAAAGAGAAAAGCAUAAAAAAUUAUCAAUCUAUGUUAAAUGGUACCCAUUAUAUAAAGAUGUAAUUUGUGACAUCAAUAACAUAAAGGGGGAGGGCAGAGCUGUAAAAGAGAGUGUUUUUAUAUGAGAUUUAAGAUGUUUGUAUCAAUAAAAAAUAGAUUGUUAUAACUUUAGGAUUUUAUAUAUAAUCACCAAGAUAAGCACAAAGAAAACAUCCAGAAUAUACACAAAAGGAAAUGAGAAGGGAAUUCAAACAUGUCACAAAAAAUCAACAAAACAAAAAGGAAGACAGUAAUGGAAGAAAUGAGAGACAAAAAGGGUAUUAAACAUAUAGAAAGCAAAUAACAAAAUGGCAAAAGUUGUAUUUCCCUAUCAGUAAUUACUUUAAAUGGAUUAAACUCCCCAAUCAAAAAUCAUAGAUGGGGCUUCCCUGGUGGCACAGUGGUUGAGAAUCUGCCUGCCAAUGCAGGGGACACGGGUUCGAGCCCUGGUCUGGGAAGAUCCCACAUGCCGCGGAGCAACUAGGCCCGUGAGCCCCAACUACUGAGCCUGCGCAUCUGGAGCCUGUGCCCCGCAACGAGAGGCCGCGAUAGUGAAAGGUCCGCGGCACCACGCUGAAGAGUGGUCCCCGCACCGCGAUAAAGAGUGGCCCCCCACUUGCCGCAACUAGAGAAAGCCCUCGCACGAAACGAAGACCCAACACAGCCAAAAAUAAAUAAAUAAAUAAAAAUUCUUUAAAAAAAAUCAUAGAUGGGCAAAAUAUAUUCGAAAAACAUGACCCAACUAUAUGCUCUCUACAAGAGACUCACUUAAGAUCUAAGGACAUAAAUAGGUUGGAAAUGAAAGGAUCAAAAAAGAUAUUUCAUGCAAAUAGUAACCAAAAGAGAGUGGGAGUGAAUAUACUAAUAAGACAAAAUAGACUUUAAAAAGAUUAUGAGACAAAGAUAUUAUAAAAAGUUUAAUACAGCAAGAAAAUAUAAUAGUUUAAAACAUUUAUGUAUGUAAUAAGACCACCAAAAUAUUUGAAAUAAAAAUUGACAGAAUUGAAGGGAGAAAUAGAUAGCUCCACAAUAAUAGUAGGAAAUUUCAAUACCUCUUUCAAUAAUGCAAGAACAACCAGGCAGAAUCAAUAAGGAAAUAAAGGACCUGAACAAUACUAUUACCACCUGGAACUAACAGACUUACAGACACUCUACCCAACAACAGCAGAAUACACUUUUCUCAAGUGCACAUGGAACAUUCUCCGGAACAGACCAUACAUUAGGCCACAAAACAAGUCAAUACAUUCAAAGCUGUUGAAAUUACAGUUGGCCUUGAACAGCAUGAGUUUGAACUGUGUGGGUCCACUUAUAUGUAGAUUUUUUUCAAUAAACACGUUGGAAAAUUUUUUUGAGAUUUGCAACAAUUUGAAAAAACUUGUGGAUGAACUGCAAAGCCUGGAAAUAUUGAAAAUUUUAAGAAAAAAGUAUGUCAUAGACAUUUCUCCAAAGGAGAUAUACAAAUGUUCCAUAAGUUUGUAAAAAGAUGCUGGACAUUUCUAGUCAUUAGGGAAAUGCAAAUCAGAACCACUAAGAGAUCCACAUCAGUUAGGGUGGCUAUUAUAAAAUAAAACAAAAUAACAAGUGUUGGUGAAGAUAUGGAGGAAUUAGACUCUUUGUGCAUUGUUUGUGGGAAUGUAAAACGGUUCAUUCACUGUGGAAAACAGUAUGGUAGUUCCUCAAAACAUUAAACGUGGAGUUAUCAUAUGAUCCAGCAAUUCCACUUCUGGGUACAUACCCCAGAGAAUUGAAAGCAGGAACUUGAACAAAUAUUUGUAUACCCAUGUUCAUAGCAGUAUUAUUUUCAAUAACCAAAAAGUAGAAAGAACCCCAAUGUCUGUUGAUGGAUAAGUGGAUAAACAACAUGUGAAUAUAUAUAAAAAUCUAAGCAUUUAACCCUAGCAUUCUAGGUCCUUCCCAAUCUGGUUCCCAAUAAAAUUUCCAACUUUAUUAGUCUCCUGUACAACCCUCUGUUCCAGCUGAAUGGAUCCACUCAUUCAUUUACUGAACACGUUUUUGAGUGUCUACCAUGCAAGGCAGUGAAGGUACGAUGUGACUCUGUCAUCCAGAGCCCCUGCCUUCAGAAAGCUUUAUGUUCUAGGGGAAGAGAUGCUAACUGAUCAGUUUCAUAAUUCAUUAUUUCAUUAUAACUACAGUUGGAAUUAGAAGUGAGAAUGAGCUAAGAGAGCCUAUAACAGAGAACGUGACCUAGUCUGGUAGAAUCAGGAAAGGUUCUCUGAGAAAGGAAUGUUUGGACUUGAAGGAUGAGUAAAAGUUAGUGAAAGAAAGAACAUUCCUUGAAAAUAUUCUUUGUUUUCCUAUCCCUAUGUUUUUGUGAAUACUGUGCCAUCUGCUUAUACUACAUUACUUCUUCAGGUAUCCAAGUUGUAACUCAAGAUUUGGCUCAUACCCGCCAUUCUCCAGAACACCCUUCCUGAGCUCUUGCAUGUUGAUAAUAGUAUGUGCUCUUUAUAUCUGAAAGUCAAUUUUCCUGGAUACAAAGUCCUUGAGUCACAUUUUCUUUUCCUUGAAUUUAAAAUAUUCAGUUACUCUUAUUUUCUUCUGGCAUCAAGCACUUACGUUAAAAAGUCUGACAGUAUCCUCAUUUUGUUUCUUGUAUAAGCCACUUGCUUUUCUUUCUUCUUUUUUCUUUUUUUUUUGCCUAGAUGCUCAAAGGAUUUUUUUUAUCUCCUGAAAGUCUGGUGAAUUUACUAGAAUAUGUCUUGGCAGUGGUUGUUUGAGUCAAGUAUUCUUAGAUGCGUAUGGUGUAUAUAUAGUUUCAGAUAUUUUUUUCUUCAAUUUGGGAACAUUUCUGGAAUGUUUUACAUACUUUCUUGAUUUUGUACAUAUUUUAUACCAAGAUAUAUACACCUUGAUUUUUUAUUUAUUUUCUUGAUUUUGCCCCCCCACCCCCUUUUUUUUCUUUUUUUCCGCGGUACGCGGGCCUCUCACUGUUGUGGCCUCUCCCGUUGCGGAGCACAGGCUCCGGAUGCGCAGGCUCAGCGGCCAUGGCUCACGGGCCCAGCCGCUCCGCGGCAUGUGGGAUCUUCCCGGACCGGGGCACGAACCCGUGUCCCCUGCAUCGGCAGGCGGACUCUCAACCACUGCGCCACCAGGGAAGCCCUAUUUUCUUGAUUUUUAUAUUUAUUCUGUUCAUUUGCUUCAUUCUCUGCUGCAGAAACUUCUAUAUUCUGUAUUAGUUCUUUGCCUAUCUUCCAUAUUUGUCAUUUUCAUUCAGAUCAUUUUGCUCUCUUCUAUGAUUUCUUUUUUUUAAAAAAUAAAUUUGUUUAUUUUAUUUUUGACCGCACUGGGUUUUCAUUGCUGCACGUGGGCUUUCUCUAGUGUGGGGAGCGGGCUCUACUCUUCGUUGUGGUGUGCAGGCUUCUCAUUGUGGUGGCUUCUCUUGUUGCAGAGCAUGGGCUCUAGGCAUGUGGGCUUCAGUAGUUGUGGCACAUGGGCUUCGUAGUUAUGGCACGCAGGCUGUAGAGUACAGGCUCAGUAGUUGUGGUGCACGGGCUUAGUUGCUCCACGGCAUGUGGGAUCUUCCCAAAGCUGGGCUCAAACCCGUGUCCCCUGCAUUGGCAGUUCUUAACCACUGCACCACCAGUGAAGCCCUCUUCUAUGAUUUCUUUAAAAAAUUUCCUCCUAUUUUCCUUAAGACAUUUUUUUUAAUUGCAUUUAUUUGGUCUUAUGUUUCUUCUAAUUUAGUCUUCAUUUUUUCCCCUUCUAAUUUUUACUCUGAGUAAAGUAAAACUCUUAUUUAUGAGUUUUUGUAACUUUAUUUACUGUGGUUCAUUCAUGUCAUGUAUCAUUUCUUAUUAAUUUUUAGCUGGUUUUAAAAUAGUAGGUUGCAAUUUGAGCUGUUUCGUGUGCAUGUAUUUCUGGUGUGCUCAUUAGCUUAUAGAAAUGUUAUACUCUUUUUUUUUUUUAAUAAUAACCUUGUAUGAAAUUUGACCCCAAUAAUUUUCUGCUGUUUAUUUUAUAUGAAAUUACUUUUCUGGAACUUUUAGAAGGAGUUGUGUGGUUCAGGAUGGUUUUACAAACUUCACAAACGUCCCUCUUUUGUUGUUUUCAUAUAAUAUUUAAAAAUAUGGUGGCUUGCUGACUCUGUUCCCCUCCCACUCUUUUUUUUAGACCAAGGAUUGGCAAAGGCCACCUGUUUUUUUGUAAAUAAGGUUUUAUUAGACCACAGCCCUGCUCAUUCAUUUACAUAUGUUUAUGGCUGCUCUCAGGCCAAAUCUGCAAAAUUGAGGAGUUGCAACAUGGACCGUGUAGCCUACAAGUCAAAAAUAUUAUGGUCUAGCCCUUUAAGGCCCUGAUUUAGACCUCUUCUUUCUUUGUCUCUCUAUUGUCCCUGUUUUGCUCAAUUUUGACUUUCUUUGUCUCUCUAUUGUCCCUGUAUUGCUCAAUUUUGACUUUAUCCCUCACAGUGUCUUCUCACUGUGAGGUACUGUCAAGGAAGCCAGUCAGUUUAGAGAGUUCAAAGGGACCCACACUGCUUCAGACCUUAGUACCCCUUACAUUUAAAAAAUUGUGGUAAAAUAUACAUAUAACAUAAAAUUUAUCAUUUUAACCAUUUUUAGUUUAACAAUUCAGUAUAUUCACAGUGUUGUGCAAUCAUCACCACUGUAUAUUUUCAGAACUUUUUUAUCACCCCAAACUAAAACUCUGUACCCAUUAAACAGUAAUUCCCCAUUCCCCCUCUUUCUCUAGCCCCUGGUAACCUCUAUUCUACUUUCUGUCUCUAUGAAUUUGCCUAUUCUAAGCACUUAAUGUCCUUCAGUGUCUGCUUUAUUCUACUAAGCAUAAUGUUUUCAAGAUCAUCCAUGUUGUAGUAGGUAUCAGAAUUUUGUUCCUUUUUAUGACUGAAUAAUAUUCCAUUGUAUGUAUAUAUCACAUUUUGUUGAUCCAUUCAUUUAUUGAUGGACACUUCAGUUGUUUCUGCCUUUGAACAUUGGUGUACAAAUAUCUGUCUGAGUCCCUGCUUUCAAUUCUUUUGAGUAUAUAUCUAGAAGUGGAAUUGCUGGAUUAUACAGUAAUUCUAUUUUAACUUUUUUUGUUGUUUGUGCGUGUGUGUGUCUUUUUUUUUUUUUUGGUUGCACUGUGCUUGCAGAAUCUCAGUCCCCCGACCAGGGAUUGAACCCGGGCCAUGGCAGGGAAAGCCUGGAAUCCUAACCAUUAGGCCACCCGAGAACUCCCUGUUUUUAACUUUUUGAAGAACUGUCACAGUGGCUUUUCCAUUUUUCCACAGUGGCAGCACCAUUUUAUAUUCCCACCAGCAGUGCACUUGGAUUCCAGUUUCUCUACAUCCUUGGCCAACAUUUGUGUUUUUCAGUUCUGCUUUUGUUUUAGUAACAGCCAUCCUCAGGAGUAUUAAGCGUCAUCUCAUUGUGGUUUUGAUUUGCAUUUCCCUAAUGAUUAGUGAUGUUGAGUAUCUUUUCAUGUGCUUAUUGAGCACUUGUGUUUCUUCUUUGGAUAUAUGUCUAUUUGAGUCCUUUGAAUUGUAUUUGUUGUUGAGUUGCAGAAGUUCAGUUCUUUAUGUAUUUUGGGUAUUAAUUCCUUAUCAGAUAUAUGAUUUGCAAAUAUUUACUCCCAUUUGUGUGUUAUCUUUUCACUCUCUUGAUAGUGUCCUUUGAUUGUUUUCCCUUUUAGAAUUAAUAAAUAAUUUAUGGAGAGAUAUUUUAAGAUUAUGUAAAUACCUCUUCCUCAUCAGACUUUCACUCACUAAUUCAAGCAUCUACCAGUGAUUCUUUCCUGAAUCAAUGGCUACUAUUUUUGCACACCAACCAUGUUCCAGAUACUGCGCUAGGUGCCUACCAUGCAUUAUCCCUAUGUCAUAGAUGAGGAAACUGAAGCUGAAUAGGUGAAAUAACAGUGUAAGGACUCCUAGCAAGCAGUAGAAAUGGGAGUAGACUCAGGACUGUCUGCUCCAGAGCUAGAGCUCAUGUGCUAGAGCUUGGGAAGCAAGCGUUAGCUGGAAACUUGGGGCUCCAAGCAUCACGUCUAUUGAGCUAGCCUGUUUUUGAUGCUCCUUCCUUGUGUUUCCCAAACACCCGCGACCUUGAGAGGGGGAAGGACAGGCAGACUUCAGGGCUAUGGGCUGUGACGUGCUGGGUGUGUUCUGCAGUCAGGAACCAAUCCCCUGAUAGAGUACCAGCUACCCAGACUGAUCUGCUUACAGUUUAUUGGGUCACUGUGUAUCUGCAGUGUUCUGCAGGUAUGGUUGAGUCAGUAGCUGGGCUCACAGAACCAGAAGUCCCAAGUUGUCCUUUCAAUGAUAGGGGUGGGGGAGGUGGUCUUAGUAACCUGGCAGGUUCUGGGUUAAACACUCCCCCUCUUUCCUCCUCUGGGGCCUUAGCUGGGAGGAACAGAACAUAGGCAGGGUGGAGUCCUGGGGCAGGGAGCCAGAGCCCUGAGUCAUAGGGAAACCAAGGAGUCAGGGUGAGGGCACCCUGUUGAGCCAGAAAACCUAGAGGAAAGCCAUGAUCUGACUGCUGGGAGGAGGGAGAAGUCAGCACAUGCAGGUGAGGUCACAGGAGGGAUCACAGUCAGAAAUGGAGCCAAGAACAAGCUCCACUGGGUCAGGAUCACAUGAGGUUGGUAUAGGAGAUGCUGAACCUGUGUCUGGAGAUCUCCACUGUGGGAGGCUUAUUCUCCAGGGCUGACAGUGGCCUAAGCCACACAAGGCCAGGUGUGUGCAUUAGUCACAGGUGCCUUAUUGGAUCAGGCUUCGUGGUGGACAUUCACCUCUCCAGCUACAAUUGGGCAUCUCCAAUAGGCCCCAUACCCACCUCCACUGCCUGGGAUUCAGCCUCUGUAUCCUAUCACCUAGCUCAGCUCCUCAUCUGCUGUGAUUACUCAGUCAGACCCCAACCCUCUCUUGGAUGAAAACUGCAUUCUUCAUGAGCUUGACUCUCAGACACUUCCCGUGUACUGGCAUUUUUUUGUUUUGUUUGUUUUUGUUUUUUUAACCAUCCAGAAAUAAUUCCAAGCUUACAAAAAGUUGCAAAAAUAAAAGCAGCACAAUAUAAAAAUAUGCAUUUUUCCCCCAAACCAUCUUAAAGUGAGUUAAAUACAUCAUGACUCUUGACACCUAAAUACUAUAUAAUUAAUUAUUGCUAGUGUUUUCUCCCUUACAAUGAAUAAGCAGUGCUGGGAGACCAUGCAAAUUUUCCUUAACAAAAUUGCCCCCUAGAUUGAGCAUCCCCUGAUUCUUCCCUAAUCCAGUCUUUACCGCAAUGGUUAAAAAACGGGUUUGCUGACUCCAGCACUUCCUCCACAUCUUCCAUUCUGCCCUCAAAACCCCAUUUUUUCAAAAGUGCUGCCUUACUUCCUGGGUGGGGUUCCAAGCCUAUCUUGUACCAGGCCUGGACUCAGUCAUUUCAGCGAGGAGCAUGACUCCUUGUAGUGGUGAAGGUAUCAGAGAUCAAGUUCAGAGAACUGGGUGUCCUCAUUGCUACUGGAGUGCCUUUGCUUCCUGGCUCUUUCAAUGGACAGAGCUAGGAAAUAUAUGCUUGUGUAUGCACAUGUACAUACAUACACAUAUUUGCAUAUUCAUACAUAUGUAUAAUAUCAACAUGCAUAUACGUAUUUUAGAAAUCAUGAAUUUACACUGAUACCUCCUCACAGAGUUAUUUCUUGCUUUGCCCACUCUGUAUUUAUAUGUCCCUCCCUCAGUAAGAAUCCUGGCUCCCAACCGUAUCAACAUAUUUGCUCAAUCCUAUAUUACAUCUAAAGUGGUUUAUUACAUCCAAGAUGGUUUCUGAAUUGCUUUGCCCACACCAUUACAAACAGCAGACCUACCAAAAGGAGUUCAGGAUUUGUUUCCAAUUCUUCCCCCUCCCGCCACACCCCUGCCCCCAGUUGAGGGUAUGUAGUCAAAUACUGUGUUAAGUUACUUGAGUUGAUUCUUCUUUUCUUUUUAGUGUGGUUAUGGUGCUUAUUUGAUUAUUUCCAUUGUUUCAGUUUGCUUUCAGUUUUAACUUACCUCCUUUCCAUUCUUAUUGAUUUAAUUUUAUUUUUGAAUGUGUGACAUAUUACCAUACUUUCAAAAGUCAAAUCUAUAAAAAAAGGUAUGCUCAGAGGACUAUCACUUCCACCUAUUCUCUUCCGCCCCUUGUAGGUAACCAAUGACAUUGUUUCCUGAUUUAUCCUUCUUGUGUUUUAUUUCGUAAUGAUAAUCAGUUAUACGUAUAUUUUUCUUAUUUUCCCUUCACUCUCGAGCAAAAGUUAGCAUACUAUAUAUGUGUGAUAUAAUAAGAAAUAUAUUUGGUCUUUGUUCCCAGUUCCUUGCACAGAGCUCCUGAGACCCUUGAGAUUUCCUGAGUGAUGGGAUUAUCUUUAGUUACUCAUAAGGAGCCCAUUUUUUUGAGCACACCUGAGUUUAUGCUAAUGAGAUGAUAUAGUGUGGAGCCCCUAGAUAGCUUCAGGAUGGGGCUGGUCACCAGAAAGACCACGUGAUUAGAAGGUUGGAACUUUCAGCCAUGCCCACCAACCAGCCCUCCUUCUAGCAGUUGUUCUGGCCAGAGCCCACCUGGAUCACACAUGAGCCAGGAUAAGAGGCCUGAACAGUUUGGGGCUCUAACUCAGCCUCUGGUUACCAGGAAUGGGAGAGAACCUUACAGUCCAUCAGGAACUUUCUUGGCACUGACAGUGUGGGAACAGCGGUGAAGGCUAUAAACAAUGUCUUGGAGAAUGAGGGUUGGGGCAGCCCCAUGAGGUAUCUUGGGUAAAGGACAACUACGAUUGGGCUGUUCUGAGUGGCUGAAUCCUGUCUAUACUUUUGUGCAAGAACAUACACCUCACAUGCCCUUUAAUACUCUCUCUGGUUUUCAGCCUCCUUUGAGUGACCUGGCCCUUGCUCUUGGAAGCCAUGCUGGUGAGUGCCUAGCAGGAGUACAAGCCCUAGGCCAGAUGAAUCCAGGUUCUGCUGUUUACUUGUUGCAGGACCUUGAAAUUACUUAACUUCCUUAUCUUUCCAUCUAUGAAAUGUGAAUAAUCAGAGUAACUACCUCCUGGGAUAUUAGCGGGGGUGUUAUCAAAUGAAAUCGUGUUCACAGAGGGCUAAUGCAUUCCUGGCAGAGUCAGUGUCCAGCAAAUAUUAGCUUUCUGAGUUUAUGUCUUGGUUCAUUUCUGGCUUUGUGCCCCAAGUUCUUCUUGGCUUUCCUGUGGUCCUUAGUGUUAGCCUCAUCCUUGGUGUCAGCAUCCUUGAGUCCAGAUGGGAAUGGGGAGCAGUCAGUCUCUCAAUCUGUCCUGUCCUCUGGGUCAAGGCUUUAAAAAAAUUUUUUUUAACUAAAACUCACAGCAAAAUAUACAGUUAAUAUCAGCAUAUGGACAUAUAUACAUAUAUAUGUAACUGAAACCAAAGUUUUAUGAAACAGUCCUUAUCUUUACUAUGUACAAUGUUCUUUUAUAAUUUUCUCUUCUAUUGUAUUCUAGUCUGUCCUUUUAAACAAAUAUGUUGAUUAUGCCUCCAUGCAAUCUUAUGACUCACUAAUGGGUUAGCACCCAUAGUUUGAAAAGCAUUGCUGAGAACUCUUCUGUCUCUGUCUUCAAAUAGGGAAUUAAAAAAUGAGAAGAAAGGCUUCCCUGGUGGCACAGUGGUUGAGAGUCCACCUGCCGAUGCCGGGGACACGGGUUCGUGCCCCGGUCCGGGAAGAACCCACAAGCUGUGGAGCGACUAGGCCCGUGAGCCAUGGCUGCUGAGCCUGCACAUCCGGAGCCUGUGCUCCGCAACAGGAGAGGCCACAGCAGUGAGAGAGGCCCGCGUACCGCCAAAAAAAAAGAAAAAGAAAAAAAGUCAAUAGAAAAAAUAUAUAUAAGAACAAAAAAUAUAUAUUUCCUCCAAGUAGAUUUAAUUAAUUCAACAGACCUAUAGUAGGAUAUAUAAUUGUUUCACCAUUACUCCUUCCCUUCCCUGCAAGGUGAUUAUAUAUACCUUCUUGCUAAGUGGUCCAUUGUGAGGUUUGGCCAUGUUACUUCUUAUGGCUUUUGGCAAGUGAGCAGGAAUGACUCAUAUAAUGUCUGAGCAGAAACUUUAAAAGCAAAAAAUUGCAUAGUUUGGCUUGGUCUCUAGUGAUUUUGCCCUCUGCUAUGAGAAAAGUGUGUUUCAGAUAGGUCUGUUCCUUUGGGCUGGGUCCCAGAGUGAGAAAGUACACAGAUCCAAAGUGCAGCCUAUCCUCAGCCCUCAUGUAACAUGAAAAACAAAUAUUUGUUGUUAUAAGCCACUGAGAUUUGGGGUUGUUUGUUCCUGCAGCAAAAGCUGACUAUUCCAAGAAGCAACUUAAUGAAAAAAAAAAAAGAGAAAAAACCCAAAGCGUUCUUUUGAACAUUUAAACAAUACAAAAAUAUAUAAAGUAAAACAUAAAGUUCCCUUUCACCAACUCCCUGCUCCUUCAGGAGUCAUCAUUGGUAACAUUUUGGUGCAUGUCCUUUCAGAGAAGGAAAUUUUUGAAAUGGUUGUUUUCUAAUCUUAAUGAGAUAAAAUUAGUACACGAUUUCCCAUAUCGUGUUUUAUCGCCUGUUUAUUUACAACAUAUGGCUGCUUUCACACUAAAAUAGCAGAGUUGAGUAUUGCAACAGAGACGGUAAUGCCUAACAUAUUUACUGUCUGGCCCUUCACAGAAGAAAUGUGCUGACCCUUGACCUAAGUUUACCAAAUGUUGACAUUUGGCAUUUUGUAACUUUUGUUUUUAUUUCUCUCUCUUUUAUAUAUGGAUUUUUCCCCUAAACUAUUUAAAAUAAAGUGUAGAUAUCGUGACACUUUAUAUAUUUCAGUAUGUAUUUCCUAAGAAUAAGUGUACUCUUAUACAUAACCUGUCAACUCUAAUUUAAAUAUAAUAGCCAGUUAUUUUACUAGCAAAAGUGAGUUUAUUUGGGAAUAGCAGAGGAAUUGAAAUUUGGGAUAUGUGAACCAUGGUGGACAACAGGCAAGUCCAGAGAAUAAGGAAGGGAGACUUGCUUUUAUAGGGAAAAGCAGGGAAUUGUGAAGGGCUUGUGAUAACCAAAGAGUCCAUUGGAGGAAGCUGGUAGGUCAAAGUAUGGAGCGUUCUCACAGGUUGGGCUACUACAGUCUCUAAUUGCCUGGGUUGUCAUGGGUGGAGAGAAGUUUUCUUCUUGUGCUGGAUAGUAAAGUAGAGGCAUCUUCCUGUCAGAGAUGUAGGUAUAUAUCUCUUCCUGUUUGGAGCAAUCAAUGAUGCGUGGUGGGGCAUGAGAGCUUCCCCUACAGGCCUGUCCCAACUCCAGUUUUAGCUGAGGUUUCUUUAAUUGUUUCCACAUUUCCCCCUUUUGAUCAAAAUCUUUCCUGGAAAGCAUUGCUGAUCAAGAGUCAGGAUCUCUGCACGUAGUGGUUUGUCCCUCAGUGCCAGGAAGGAUCUUCCCUGGUUGUUAUGUCCCAUGUGGGAGGGAAGUACACAAAUCAGAAACCUCUUGAGUCUCUAUUUGAGUAACAAGGAAAGGUGGUAGGAAGAACUCUCAGGCAUUUCUUGUUUAAAGUCCAUAUUUAGUCAAGGUUGUAAGUGCUAGAAAUUACCUCAAAGUGCUGAACUAGCUCAUCUUAUUAGGCAUGUCAUUUUUGCAAAGGUUCAACAAGCAAUAGGUACAGAACUUAACCAACAGGACCACAGAUCAUUAUAAAAUGAUACUUAAUUAUCUUUUUGAUCAAAGUAACAAAGAUUUCAAAGACAAAUAGAAAAUGUUACAUAGUUGUAAGGGAGACUUAGCUCUUUUAAUAUUGAGAAGAUUUCUUAACUAAUCAGAGACUUGACUAAGACAACAUGAAGCACAGGAAAUAAUUUUGGUAAAAUAGAAAUCUCUGUUUUCUAAGCCGAUUACUUAAAGGUAAGGAAAAACCUUUCACAAUUUUUUGUCAGGAGUAGAUCAAUAUUCCAAGAAAAUCUUGUUCUUUUAGCAAAUGAAAGAAAAUUGUUUUAGUUUUAUAUAAGUACACCACUGAUUUUAAAGCUUAGUCUCAAAACCUUUAUAAUCUUCACCAGCUUGACCACACAUAAAGUUUCUUUUUUCAAAGAUUCUUUUUCCACAAAUCUUCUACAACUUACUAUUUCCAUUUAGCUUUGUCCUGUCUUUCCUCUUUCCUAUUCUGAAACAAUCAGCCUUAUUUUAGGACAAAAUUACUUUCUUUCCCUCAACAAAAUUUCCAUUCCUCAUACCUUUUAAUGCCAAAAGCACAUAUUCUUCUUUCCUUGCAUACAGAGUUAUUUUCCCUUAUUAUUCCUAGUAACUUCACUAGAACGGUCUGUUAUUGACAAAUUUCUGCAUACAUUUCAUAAUUCCUAAAAGCAUGUUUUCCCCACAGUAAAAUUUCCAAAAUAUGGCAUGCUUACCAAUAGAUCCAACUAUCUUUAAUUCCUUUGUAAAGGAAGCCCAAAGUGAAUGAACCCAUUUUUAGUAAUGUUUCAGUAUUUUAUCUUACUUGGGAAUGAUGUAGAUAUUUAAUGAUUACCCAUCAUUUAACAUAGCAAAACUGUAAGAUUCCAAGUUACCAAAAAGAUUUGGGGAAGCUACCUAAAAGCAUUACUUAUAAACCUUUAUCUCAUUCACAUCCAAUUUACUUGUUUUCAACAGUCAUGUUUAGAUCACUCACAAAACUUUUUAUCAUACCAAGUUAUUUUUCUUGCUGACAAAUUUUGUAACAAAGAUAACAUGAACUUAUCUGACCAGUAAGCUCAGGUAGAAUAAAAAUGGUAUGCCUGCAUUAUUUUCAGUGUUGAUAACUCCAAAGAUAUGCCUAUUUUAAUUAAAUCCCAAACUAGCUUUCAUUCACCAACAUUAAUCUCAGAUCAUGUAAACCUGAAAAGCACCUGGUCCAGUCUCUGUUAUAUUUUAACUCAUAUAAGUGCUUGUUUGUUUUUAAACCAAUUAAAUAGAGCUCUUUUAUAAAUUAAUUUUAGCAAUACCAUCUACAGGUAGAAAAGGAAAAAACAAAACCCACACAUCUAUAACACAUAUAUACACAUAGACACAAAUGAAAAUACAGACAGAUGCAAACAGGAACCUUCUAGGUUUGUUUUAAAUUUUAGCCGUGUCUCAGAUACAAACUCAAAAGAAUAGUUAGAUCCAAAUUGUGUCUCUGGCAUGCUGUAAGAAUGCUUUUAGAGCUGUUUAUGGGUGGAGUCAAUUUGUCUUUUAGAAGCUUCUGCAUACCAAUCAAAGAAUGCAUUUUAUUGUCUCCCUAGGAGUUUGGAGUUCUCUCUUUUAAGGGUGCUCCGUAAGUUGGACUUUUUUUUUUUUUUUUUUGCGGUACGCGGGCCUCUCACUGUUGGGGCCUCUCCCGUUGUGGAGCACAGGCUCCGGACGCGCAGGCUCAGCGGCCAUGGCUCAUGGGCCUAGCCGCUCUGCAGCAUGUGGGAUCUUCCCAGACCGGGGCACGAACCCGUGACCCCUGCAUCGGCAGGCGGACUCUCAACCACUGCGCCACCAGUGAAGCCCUGGACUUAUUUAAAACAAGGUUCCCCCUUUUGAACAGGGUGGGGUGACUUACCAAAAAGCUUCAACAGACAGACAAACAGAAAGCAACUUUUCUCCUAUUUUCAAAAAUCUAGGGCAGUUGAUAUUUAAAUCCUUCCUUCUAGUUGUUUAUUUGCUCCAGAUAACUUAGAAACAGUAACUAGGGGUUUAGCAUUUGGAUCCUCAGAGGGUUCGAUUUUAAAGGGGCUGGUUUUCCCAGAGGAAAGAGGAAAGUGUCAUUGGGGGUGGGGCCAGAGCACAAGGUGGAGUCUGAGACAAAGGGGGCAGAGAAGACACACAAGAUGGCCCCGAGACAAAGAACCUGGGGGAGGGGAACACAAGAAGUAUGAGGUUUCAGAAGUCAUUUUGUUCUUUUCUCUCUUUUUUUUUUUUUUUUUUUUUUUUGGGCCAUACUGUGCAGCAUGUGGGAUGUGGGAUCUUAGCUCCCCAACCAGUCACCAAACCCACACCCCCCGCAUUGGAAGCCCGGAAUCUUAACCACUGGAACACCAAGGAAGUCCUAGUCAUUUUGUUCUUUUCUACUUUUUCGGUUGUUUCUGCCAAUUUAGAAACGGUAUCUUGCAAAGAGGUAAUUUUAGAGUUUUGUGUGUAUUUGGAAGCUUCCAGGUACCAAUAAAAAUAAAUAUACCAUU